UACCAGUGUGUUCAGGAUCUGGAGUGGAUGAAGAUGAAAAAUAUAUGAAAAUUGGUUUAUAUUUUGGAAAUAAGUAUAAAGACUAUUAUGGAUCAAGAUCAGCUAGUGCACCGUUGGAUCACUUCUGUCAAACGUUUAUUGGAGAUUCAACUGAAGAUGCGAAGCAGUUUCUUAAGAAUUUAUUGAUAGCCACUCGUCACAACUAGUUAAUACAAGAACUAAGAAGAGUGUCAUCAUCAUGUCCCUCAAUAUAAUUUAUUAUAUUAUAACAUUAUAUAAUACGAUAACACAGAUAUUUAUAUUAUGAUAAACAUCUGUGGUCUUUUAUGCUUAUGUCCUUUACUCCUUCUAUACAAGUACCGUUAUAAUCUGUGCUCGGUUGAUACCCUUCGACCACCGACCAGAUUCAUACAGAGUCAGUCCCUCUGCGUUCGCCCUUGAUGGCAGUCAUGCAUAAUAGGCUAUGUUAAUAUAUGUUCAUUACAAUAUUUUGUAUUUUAAAUAAUAAAUAUAUUCUUUUAAGUAUUUCAAAUAUAUAAGUUGUGUUCUUGAUUAAAAAAAAUAAAUCAAAAGUGGUUCAA
Molecule: messenger RNA, 581 nt
Organism: Acyrthosiphon pisum (pea aphid)
Lineage: Eukaryota; Metazoa; Arthropoda; Insecta; Hemiptera; Aphididae
Source: RefSeq, a predicted model, not a curated record